AUGGCCGUGUCGCGUCCGGCGGUCACCGCGCUCACGGGUGGACUCGCCGCCGCGCUCGUCCCCUCUGGCACGAUCCCGAGCGACGCGGCGCCACCCGGGAGAGCAAAGAAGAGCACGCCACCGUCGCGGCGGAGCGGGAGGCCAAGAUCGUGGCUGUAG
Messenger RNA from Emiliania huxleyi CCMP1516, 159 nucleotides. RefSeq lists its product as hypothetical. The record is from RefSeq and is a predicted model, not a curated record. The transcript has a single exon. Bases 1 to 159 code for a protein of 52 amino acids. Lineage: Eukaryota; Haptophyta; Isochrysidales; Noelaerhabdaceae.